AUGCACUCCUUGGACGAGCCGCUCGACCUGAAGCUGAGCAUCACCAAGCUCCGGGCGGCGAGAGAGAAGCGGGAGAGGACGCUGAGCGCAGCCCGGCACCGAGCCCUGCACAGGGAGCUUGGUCUGGCGGAUGACAGCCCCACGCCCGGGUCCCCAGGCUCCCCGCCUUCAGGCUUCCUGCUGAACCCCAAGUUCCCCGAGAAGGUGGAGGGACGCUUUUCAGCAGCCCCCCUGGUGGACCUCAGCUUGUCGCCGCCGUCUGGGCUGGACUCCCCUAACGGUAGCAGCUCGCUGUCCCCUGAGCGCCAGGGCAAUGGGGACCUGCCCACUGCGCCCGCCGGCACGGACCUCCAGCCGCUGCGCUACCUGGACGGUGUCCCUAGCUCCUUCCAGUUCUUCCUGCCGCUGGGCUCUGGGGGGGCCCUGCAUCUGCCUGCUUCCUCCUUCCUCACCCCCCCCAAGGACAAGUGCCUCUCGCCAGAGCUGCCCCUGCCCAAGCAGCUGGUGUGUCGCUGGGCCAAGUGUAACCAGCCCUUCGAGCUCCUCCAAGACCUGGUGGACCACGUUAACGACUACCACGUGAAGCCCGAGAAGGACGCGGGCUACUGCUGCCACUGGGAGGGCUGCGCCCGCCAUGGCCGCGGCUUCAAUGCCAGGUACAAGAUGCUUAUCCACAUUCGCACGCAUACCAACGAGAAGCCGCACCGUUGCCCCACCUGCAGCAAGAGCUUCUCCCGCCUGGAGAACCUGAAGAUCCACAACCGGUCACACACAGGCGAGAAGCCCUACGUGUGCCCCUACGAGGGCUGCAACAAGCGCUACUCCAACUCCAGCGACCGCUUCAAGCACACCCGCACCCACUACGUGGACAAGCCCUACUACUGCAAGAUGCCCGGCUGCCACAAGCGCUACACGGACCCCAGCUCGCUGCGCAAGCACAUCAAGGCCCACGGCCACUUUGUGUCCCACGAGCAGCACGAGCUCCUGCAGCUCCGCCCGCCCCCCAAGCCCCCGCUGCCCGCCCCCGACGGCAGCCCCUACGUCAGCGGGGCGCAGAUAAUCAUCCCCAACCCCGCUGCCCUCUUCGGCGGCCCCGGCUUGCCCGGCCUGCCCCUGCCCCUGGCCCCCGGCCCCCUCGACCUCAGUGCCCUGGCCUGUGGCAACGGCGGGGGCGCCGGGGGUGCGGGAGGCAUGGGCCCUGGGCUGCCCGGCCCCGUCCUGCCUCUCAACCUGGCCAAGAACCCGCUGCUGCCCUCGCCCUUUGGGGCCGGCGGACUGGGCCUGCCCGUGGUCUCCCUCCUCGCUGGCUCCGCUGGCGGCAAGGUCGAGGGGGAGAAGGGGCGUGGGGCCGUGCAGGCCAGGGCCCUGGGCUCAGAGGGCCGCAAGACGCCCCUGGAGAGGACUGAGGGUGGCCGCUCCCGGCCGAGCCCCGACGGCCUGCCCCUGCUGCCGGGCACCGUGCUGGACCUGUCCACGGGCGUCAACUCAGCCGCCAGCAGCCCAGAGGCGCUCGCCCCCGGCUGGGUGGUCAUCCCGCCGGGCUCCGUGCUGCUCAAACCGGCCGUGGUGAACUGA
Messenger RNA from Rangifer tarandus platyrhynchus (Svalbard reindeer), 1575 nucleotides. Lineage: Eukaryota; Metazoa; Chordata; Mammalia; Artiodactyla; Cervidae. The record is from the annotation of a GenBank genome assembly.